Molecule: messenger RNA, 330 nt
Organism: Opisthorchis viverrini
Lineage: Eukaryota; Metazoa; Platyhelminthes; Trematoda; Opisthorchiida; Opisthorchiidae
Exons: 3
Coding region: 1-330 (109 amino acids)
Source: RefSeq, a predicted model, not a curated record
AUGAUUUGGUUUACAGCGUUAAUCAUUGUUUUGGCUGCAGUAUCGGCUAAAAAUGACGGAAGGCGGGAAAUCACCUGUUUUCAGUCGCAUGACUUGGACUUCAACAGUGCUACCGCAAGAAAGCGCUCAAACUGCGGACAUUGUGUGUAUCAGGAGACCCUGAUGGGACAUGAUGUGGUUGCAGUCACGCGUCAGUGUGUUGGACAAGAAUGCAAUCCGUACGAAGACGUCGUCGAUGGCUACGGAAAGAACCGUUUUUGUUGUACUACCGACCUGUGCAACGAGUCAAAGGAGAGAGGCAAGUUUUCAAACGGCCCAAAUCCCAUUUAG